AUGGGGCGAUUCAACCAAUUAUCUGUUCAUUUGGAGGAUAAGAUGCCGGAAAUCUGCAUUGCAGCUUUUGAAUUGGGUUUGAAGCCUGGAGGCUUAAACAGCAAUUUAAGUAGGAAACCUGUGGAGACAAUGGCGCAUUUACGUGAAAGAGUUCAAGGGUACAUCAGGGAGGAGCAGAGCGACCGGGUAAAAAACAACCGCCCAAAUGCAGCGGUUACGGGGCAAAAACAGCAGUUUGAGGCGAAGAAGGGAGCAGUUACGGAUCAACAUUCGAAGGGAUGGAUUGAACGUGGAGAUACAGGAUAUAAUAAUCGAAACUGUUAUGACAGUCGAUUUGAUAACCGUUCUCAUUUCAAGAAUCGUGCUCAACCGUAUGGAGUGCGUGGGCCAGGGCAUUCGAUGAUGUGGACUCAGAAUCAAAAUGAUCGUGUUGCACCUUUGGCGGUUAAUUUAACCGAUGCUUUGCACACGUGUUUGGAGGCGAACGUUAUCCGUUUUCCUCGGCAACCAAAGCCGUCAACAGGUUAUGUGGAUAAGACGAAGUGGUGUGAAUAUCAUAAGAUUUCGGGACACAAUACUGAUGAUUGUUUUACUUUGAAGAAAGAGAUAGAUAAAUUGGUGAAGGCUGGAUGUAUGAAACAACUUGAAGGGCAAAACAAUUCAGAUGAGGCAGGAACUUCAACAAAGCGAACAGAAGAUGGAAAGGAAGUUGAGAGUGAUGGUCAAAACAGACAAUCAGAAGGGAAAGCGAAGGGACGAAUUCAAUCUAUCUUUGGUGGAUUCCGAGGUGGUGGAAUAACUAAUUCAGCUCGAAAGAGGUAUGUUCAUUCAAUCAAUGUUGUUUAUUCUAAUGAUUGGGGAAGUUGGGCAACCAACCAGCCAGAUAUUACUUUUACCGUGCGAGAUUUUGAGGGAGUUCAGCCUCAUGAGGACGAUCUAAUUGUGGUGAUGCUGAUGAUCGCUGAAUAUGAAAUUGAGAGGGUACUGUUGGAUCAAGGGAGUUCAGCGGAUUUAAUUUAUGGAGAUGCUUUUGAAAAAUUGGGGCUGACAGAAUCUGAUUUGCAACCUUAUGAUGGAUCUUUGGUGGGUUUUUCUGGCGAAAAGGUGUUUGUCAGAGGUUAUGUGGAGUUGAGCACUAUUUUUGGAGAAGGAAAAAAUGUGGAGACAUUUGCUAUUAAGUUUCUAGUGGUAAAAUGUACUUCACUAUACAAUGUGCUUAUUGGGAGGCCUUCAUUGAAUAGAUUGGGGGCGAUCAUUUCUACCAGACAUUUGACAGUCAAGUAUCCGUUGAGCAAGGGAGGAGUUGGAGUCUUAAAGGCUGACCAAAUCGUAGCCAGAAAAUGUUACUCUGAAAGCUUCAAACAAUAUGGUCAUAUGGGAAAGAAAGCUGUGAAAGAGGGACAUCGGGUUUAUGAGAUUGAAAUGAAUCAAGGCGAAGCAAGUUUGGAUCCUCGUGAUGGAUUUAUAGAUGCAAAGCUAUUAUUGAAACGCAGAGUCCCACCUCAGUGA
This is a messenger RNA of Lotus japonicus, 1509 nucleotides long. RefSeq lists its product as uncharacterized. Lineage: Eukaryota; Viridiplantae; Streptophyta; Magnoliopsida; Fabales; Fabaceae. The record is from RefSeq and is a predicted model, not a curated record. The transcript has a single exon. Bases 1 to 1509 code for a protein of 502 amino acids.